GUUGAUUGCAGGACGUCUGGAUGCUGUACCAGUCAGUGUGAGAUAAAAAAAAGACUGAGUGAAAACCAAAACAAUACUUCAUCGUUUAUAUUUUAUAUCUAAGGCAGAUAUAGUUCUUAAAAAGGUUUUGAAAUUUGAACAACUGCAUGAAACGAAUUUUACUUUUUUUUUUCUCCUUUCAUGAAAACGUAUUGAACCUAUUCAAUUGACAACUGGAUUUCAAAGAUAUUUCUCUUCAGAUAAUUUAGAGUAAUUUUGAUAUUCUUCAGUGCUUGAAGCGAAAUCAUGGCAAGAUUUAUACCGGCAAAACUAGCACAUUUCAUUGCUGACCCAGAAACUGGAGCAAAUCAAAAUUUAUGCCCAAUCAUUUUUCUUCAUGGUUUGGCGGGAUGAAAGGAAAGUUGGGGUAAAAUACCCCAAGAAGUUACAAAUGCAGCAAAACGAAGGGCUUUUGUUGUUGAUCAAAGAAAUCAUGGAGACGCGGAAUGGACGGACGAAUUUAAUUUCGAUAUGCUGGCUCAUGAUUUGCUGCACUUCAUGGACAGUUACCAGAUUAAGAGAGCAAUAUUGGUUGGUAUGAGUAUGGGAGGAACAGUGGCUAUCAAUGCUGCUCUGACAAAUCCUGAAAGAGUUGAAGGGUUAUUUGUUGUAGACAUGACUGUUGGGAAGUACUCCGAAUCACUAAUUGAACUCAUCAAAUCGGGCAUGACGAGAGUCCAUAAUUUUCUGAAGCAAAUACCUCCAGACACCGAUGCGGAACAAGUAAUUCUAACUAUGUCUGAGGAGAUACAAAAGAUUAUCCCGGAGGGCUUGACUGGAAAAGUGAAAGAGCAAAUGAUCGAUUCAUAUUUAGGUUUCUUGAAACGCCAGAAAAACGGACAUUGGAGUUCCAGAGCAAAUAUUCCCGUUUUGAUUAAAGCUUUGAAUAAUCCAGACAGUCUUAUGUCUGACCCCGAAGGCAUCUAUAGUGGUCCUUCAACAUUCAUCUAUGGAACUGAAUCAAUUUUGGAUUUCUCAACAAAUGAAGCUAGAAUUAAGCAACAUUUUCCUGGGGCGAAGAUGGUGGCAAUUCAAGGAUCUUCUCACAAUAUAAUAGCAGACUGUCCAGAUAUGCUUCAAAAAACUCUUUUGGAAUUUCUGUCUAAAGUGUAACUUAUAUCUGCUUUCCCCCACA
Uloborus diversus is the source of this 1174-nucleotide messenger RNA. Its product is annotated as protein ABHD11-like. NCBI's taxonomy places the organism in Eukaryota, Metazoa, Arthropoda, Arachnida, Araneae, Uloboridae. The record is from RefSeq and is a predicted model, not a curated record. The transcript is spliced from 7 exons. The coding region runs from base 511 to 1152 and encodes 213 amino acids.